Oncorhynchus tshawytscha (Chinook salmon) is the source of this 1729-nucleotide messenger RNA. Its product is annotated as stimulator of interferon genes protein. Lineage: Eukaryota; Metazoa; Chordata; Actinopteri; Salmoniformes; Salmonidae. Gene Ontology annotation, cellular component: autophagosome; endoplasmic reticulum membrane. Gene Ontology annotation, biological process: defense response to virus; positive regulation of type I interferon production; activation of innate immune response. Bases 274 to 1473 code for a protein of 399 amino acids. Gene Ontology annotation, molecular function: 2',3'-cyclic GMP-AMP binding; cyclic-di-GMP binding. The record is from RefSeq and is a predicted model, not a curated record. The transcript is spliced from 7 exons.
UUUUCCUCUAUCACUCUCUUUAUAUUUCUCUAUCCGUCUCUAUCGUUCUUUAUCCAUCUUUAUGUGGGAUAUAUUGCCUCACUGCCACCUCUGUCAAACUGAAAAUGAAAGUAUUACUCAAGUUUGUGUAACACAAAGGCAUGGUAGGAGAGGAAGAACAGCGAAGAACAUGGAAGACGAAGAGAUGCUCUGAGUUAUAGUCUCCAGUGAACUCUUUUAUUCUUGGAUCGUCUCUGUUAUUCUGGAACUAAGACCACUCCAAACAGAAGAAAGAUGCAGCAAUUGGGAGGGGAGGAGUGUCUGGUCCCUCAGCCUCGUGGGAGUUUACCCAAAGCCUGUGCGAUAGGAUUGGCUUCUGUGGUGGUGACGGCCAUCUUGGUUUUGGAGCCUGAGGGCUUCUUCAGACACGUUUCCGCAGCAAUACUCAUCCUGACUGUGGGGCCUUUGCUGCACGGAGUGUUUCUUCUCUCAGAGGAAUGUCUUCAUCAUGCAACUACCAGGUACCGUGGUCGGAGGCUGGGUCAGAUGGUGACAGCCUGUGUGGGUGUAUGUACCCUCCUGUGUGUGGGUUUGGCAGUGCUGCUGUUUGUCUUGGCCAAGCCCCAGCCCUGGAGGGACCAGUGGAGCUUGGUUAUCCUGGCUUGUGUCCUCUACCCUCUACUCAAAACCCUGGGAGUACUGGGUCCGUCUGAGGUGGAGGUGUCAGAGAUCUGUGAGACGAGGAAGAUGAACGUGGCUCAUGGCCUGGCUUGGUCUUUCCACCUGGGCUACCUCAACCUGGUUCUGCCUCGGUUGGAGGGUUCAAUCGCAGCGUUCCGUGCUUCACAUAAUGCAGGUCCGUUUGAGACCAGGGGUUCCAGAAAGCUCCUCAUUCUCCUUCCUCUCAACGCAAACAUUACUCACACGCUGGAGGACGAGGACACCAACAUCCAUUUCUAUGACAACCUACCUGAUACAGAGAUCGACAGGGCAGGUGUCAGGGGGCGUGUCUACAAGCACAGUGUCUACACCGUAUUGGACAAGGACAGACAGGCCUAUCACUGUGUUGUGGAGUAUGCCACCCCUCUGAUGACCCUGUAUAAGAUGUCUCAGGAGAGCAGUGCAGGGUUUGGGGAGAAGGACAGGAGAGAGCAGGUGCUGCUGUUCUACAGGACUCUACAGGACAUACUGGACCGCUCACUGGAGUGCAGGAACCGCUACCGACUCAUCCUGCUCAACGAUGAACAUGAGGAUGACCCUCACUACCUGUCCAACUCCAUUCUGAAGAACCUGGAUCAACAGGAGAAAGAAGAGUUCUAUGUUCCCCCUUUCAUCCCUCAGCCUGAGGUGGACCACCCAUCCCAUGCCCUGCCCAUCAUCGACAACUGGCACCGAGCUGAGCCAAUGAGCAGGGUGCCUACGAUCAUGAUCAGUCAUGACAUGCCACGUACGCUCAGGGAACCGGUUGAGAAUUCGGAAGACCUUUCUCCAUGAGACAGGUCUAGAGAGAUAAACAAAAUAAAUGGCACUUAUGCACAACAGCAGCAGCACUACACCAGGCUGCAAGGUAGGAAGCCAUCUCAAAGUAGAGCAACAAGGCAUUGCCUUCCCCUUUACACCGCCACUCAUUACUUAACAUACAGUGCAUUUGGAAAGUAUUCAGACCCUUUGACUUUUUCCACAUUCUGUUACGUUACAGUCUUAUUCUAAAAUGGAUUCAAUUGUUUUUCUUCCUCAAUCUACACACAAU